CCUGAUAUAUCGUGUGAAUCGUACUUAACGCAGCGUAUUUUGUUUGAUCGCGUAGGCCAAUUUUGUAAUUGAAAUUUCCUUUUUGUAAAAAAUAAUCAUUGUUCGGUUUUGGAUGCUUGUAAUUAGGUUGUAAUGUGUAAUUGAAGUGUUCAAUUUAGAAUUGUCAACAUAACAAAACUAUAUGUGUGAAAUAUGUUCGACUCCAGCAAUUUAUUGAAUAUUUGCCGUGCAUGUCUGAACGAUAUCAGCACUAAAGAUUCUGUUUUGGUGAGCACUGUCGAAGAAUCUAGCGCAAAAAGUUAUCACGAUUUGCUUCACGAAUGGCAUCCUUUUGACAAUCAACCGGGCUAUGACAACCAUUUUCCUAAAUACCUCUGCUUGGAUUGCACUCAACGAAUCGAUGGGAUUCUUAAGUUCCAAACGGAAACGGUGUCCAAUUCGCGACUAUUGUUUGCUAUUGUUGAAGUAAAAGUCACCAGCAAAACCGUUUUGUUGAGAAAAUUGCUACGGUCGGAGAAAUCCCGCCAGACAUUGUCUCGCAUGGGAUUUAUCAACUCGAAAGAUGAUGUGAUUAAUCAACUGCUAGAUGGGAUUCAGCCACUCCAUUCAACUUGUAUCAAACAAGAAAUACAGGAAAGUGUGGAACCAAACUCUAUACAGUUUCAGGAUUAUAUAGAUCGUGAGGAUAAGCCGGAAUACAGUGAGCUGUGCAUCAAAAGCCAAUUUCCGGCUUGUGAAAGUACAACAAAUGAAUGCAAUGAAGAAUUGGUCCUCAAAUUCGAACCAGGAGAAGAGACCAUACGUACCGUUGAUACGGGGCCGACACAAGCCAAGCAAUCCAAGAAAGUUGACCGCAUACGAAAACGUCCUUGCCUGGUCGAGGGCUGUGAACCUGUCAUCAUCGGACAGACCGCUCAGCAUAUCAAGGAGAAACAUCGCACGUAUUGUAAGAUUUGUGGAUUGGUAUUCAGUUCAUACUAUUUAGCUGCGUCGCACAUAGCAGUACACAAGCCAAGUGAACAGUUGCUCAGUUGUGAUGUUUGCUUUAAAACGUUCUGUCGGGAUCAGGAUCUGAAGAAUCAUUUGCUGCUCGUUCAUGCUCGAAUUGACGCCAAACAUGUAUGUCCAUUUUGUGAGCAGGGAUUCCAGAUGAUAGCUGAUCUGAAAAAACACCGUGAGAUACAUCUUAAUUCACCAUGUCAUUUGUGUGGCAAAAGUGAACCGUUUAAGGAUUACAAACAUUUGGCCGAUCACUUCCGAAAGAAUCACGACAAACAGUUGUACAAAUGUGGUCAGUGCUCAACUGCUUUCCUCGGUCGACGUGAGCUUGAGAUCCACAAUAAAAAACAUCACGAUGGUAGUCUAAUAAACUGUGUGGAAUUUGCCGUGAGACAAUGGGAUGAUACGAACCAUUGCGCGUCCUGUGAGAAAAUUUUUUACACUGAAGUUUAUCUUAAAUCACACGCAGCUGCUGUCCACAAACUGGGCGAAGAUCACGAUUCGAAAUCCUUAACUGCUCUUGAUCAGGAGGAGUACAAGUUCAAAUGUAAUACAUGUAGUUCCAGUUUCCGUUUGAAUACAUCACUAAAGAGACACACUCGCAAGGUGCACGGUUCCGAGCGAAUAGCUUGCGAACAAUGCGGGGCCUCUUUCAAAACAUCCAGUGAAGUUAAUGCUCACAUUCGGUACCGGCACACCAAAGAUUUCUGGUACAAGUGCGAAUUUUGUGACAAGCCUUGUAACACUAGCAGUGCAUUAGCGGUUCAUCGGAGAACUCACACAAAUGAACGACCAUGUAAAUGUCCGUACGAGGGUUGUGUUAAAAAUUACAAAACCCACGGAGCCCUGCAAAAGCAUGUUCGAGCGAACCACACCAACGAGCGACCGUAUAAAUGCCACUAUGAAUCUUGUAACAAGGCGUACAUCUGUAGCCAGCAUCUGAAAGCUCAUAUUCAUUGGCACACACGGGAAAAACCGUUCAAGUGUUUCUACUGCGAGCUAUAUUUCAGUACAUCCCCUAACCGUAGAAAGCAUUGCCAAGUUCAUCACCCCGGGAAACCUGUCGGUAAGGAACUGGAGAAGAUAGCGACAAAUGCCGAUGUGCUAGACUCCAGUGUAAAUGCUGAGUAGGCAAGUGUGCCAGUGUGCGUGUGCGACCCCGUUCAUAAUCAAAAACCCAUCACCGUCGUCGUCGAGCAGUCGCGUAGUAUCGGAUCAGAAGCAGACUUUUUUUCGUUUCGAAUCAGC
Molecule: messenger RNA, 2247 nt
Organism: Topomyia yanbarensis
Lineage: Eukaryota; Metazoa; Arthropoda; Insecta; Diptera; Culicidae
Product: zinc finger protein 454-like
Exons: 4
Coding region: 193-2130 (645 amino acids)
Biological process (GO): regulation of transcription by RNA polymerase II
Cellular component (GO): nucleus
Molecular function (GO): zinc ion binding; RNA polymerase II cis-regulatory region sequence-specific DNA binding; DNA-binding transcription factor activity
Source: RefSeq, a predicted model, not a curated record